GCGGCCUCGCCUCGUCUGUGUCUCGGCGCCGGGCUCGGGUGGGUGACGCGCAGUGCCGGGGCAAUGUCGGAUUUUGACAGCAACCCGUUUGCGGAUCCGGAUCUCAACAACCCGUUCAAGGACCCAUCUGUCACACAGGUGACAAGAAAUGUACCACCAGGCCUUGAUGAAUAUAAUCCUUUCUCCGACUCUAGAACGCCUCCACCAGGCGGAGUGAAAAUGCCUAAUGUACCCAACACCCAGCCAGCAAUAAUGAAGCCAACAGAGGAGCAUCCAGCUUACACACAGAUCACAAAGGAACAUGCCUUGGCUCAAGCUGAACUUCUCAAGCGCCAAGAAGAGCUGGAGAGAAAAGCCGCAGAAUUAGACCGUCGAGAGCGAGAGAUGCAGAACCUGAGUCAGCAUGGGAGAAAAAAUAAUUGGCCACCUCUUCCUAGCAAUUUCCCUGUGGGACCUUGUUUCUAUCAAGAUUUUUCUGUAGACAUUCCUGUAGAAUUCCAAAAGACAGUAAAACUUAUGUACUACUUAUGGAUGUUCCAUGCCGUAACCCUGUUUCUGAACAUCUUCGGAUGCUUGGCUUGGUUUUGUGUUGAUUCUUCAAGAGCAGUUGAUUUUGGACUGAGCAUCCUCUGGUUCUUGCUGUUUACUCCUUGUUCAUUUGUCUGUUGGUACAGACCGCUAUACGGAGCUUUCAGGAGUGACAGUUCCUUCAGGUUCUUUGUGUUCUUCUUCGUCUAUAUUUGUCAGUUUGCUGUGCACGUGCUCCAGGCUGCAGGAUUUCAUAACUGGGGAAAUUGUGGUUGGAUCUCGUCCCUCACUGGUCUCAACAAGAACAUUCCUGUCGGGAUCAUGAUGAUAAUCAUCGCAGCGCUCUUCACAGCAUCCGCCGUCAUCUCGCUCGUCAUGUUUAAAAAAGUACAUGGACUGUAUCGCACAACAGGUGCUAGCUUUGAGAAGGCCCAGCAAGAGUUUGCAACGGGAGUGAUGUCCAAUAAAACUGUUCAGACAGCAGCUGCAAAUGCGGCCUCAACUGCAGCAACCAGCGCGGCGCAGAAUGCCUUCAAGGGUAACCAGAUGUAGCGAGCCUCACAGCAGUUCUCUAUUUCCUUAUGACUGUAUCUUUUUCUCCAGUUACUGUAUUCUACAGAUAUUUUUAUGUUGGAAACACACAGUACACAACGCAUGGGUAUUUCCUAUCCACAUGUGCAUGGUCUAAAAACCAGAGAAACUUCCUUGUCUUAUUACUUUGCCUAAUAGUUUCUUAAUAUUUCCAUGCCCCUCACAGAAGAAAACUAUCAUCUGCUAAAUAAAUAUUCUCCAUAUUUUUGGGGGAUGGUAUUCCUCAGAUUAUUUCAGUGGUGACACACUGAAAUGAAUAUGUGACUUACGAUUUAAAAGGCACUCGAUACCAACCACAGAAGUUCUUCCAGGAGUCAGUAGAGAUACAGACUAUACAUUGGAAAUGAAACCAUCUUUGUUUCUUUUUGCGUCCCCCCCCCCCCAUUAGUAUGGAUGGAACAAGGUCAGCAAAAGUUUGGGUGUUUUUAACUUGGCUUGCUUUAUAUGAGGUUCAGUCAUCAGAGAAGAGCCUGUGUGCUCUGUAGUAAUAAUGUAUAUUUUACCUUCUUUUAUUUUAUUUUUAGACUAGUUGAUAUUUUGAUAACAAUCUCUGACCUUGCAUGGGCACCGUGUCUCUUAAGUGAAAUGAAUUAGUAUUUUGGGUUCUGUACUGCUUAUAGUUGUAGGAUCUGGGGAUCUUUAUAGAAUCAGAAAUGAUUUUCUGUAAUAGUUUCUUUUAAGUAAAAAUUUACUGGAGUAUAAAGACUUUAAUAUAAUGUGCAGUGCAUUAUCCAAAAAGAGAGGAUAGUGAAUUGAUGCAGUAGAAUAUAGUGAUAAUUUCUUCUCCCCUCUUAAUUUUCAGUAUUCAUAUAGUAAAGUUUUACUGUAUGGAAACUUUGGUAUAUUCUUCUGGUGGAUCUUUUUCAUUGAACUGGGAUUUGUGUUUGGCAGUUCUCUGUGUGUGUAUGUAUGUGUGUGUGUGUGUGUGUGUGUGUGUGUGUGUGAGAGAGAGAGAGAGAGAGAGAGAGCGAGAGAGAGAGAGAAAUUGAUUUUGACACAGGUAUGAAAGGCUAGCCUAGCCCUUGAAUAAAAAGAACACACAGUAUUUAAGGGAUUUCUCUUUUAGUUGAAUUAAAAAUAAAAGGCCCUCAUGCUUCUAAUACUUGAUUUCUUAAUGUACCUGUCUUUUACUUUUAAGACAAACAUUGCACCAAGCAAGAGAGUGAAAGUUCAGGUAAUGUGUUCAUUAUUAAUAUUAUCAAAUUGACAUUGUUGUGAUGCAGCGCAAACCUAUGUGGGUUCAGACUUUUAAUCAUUUUUAAUAAUGAUUAGAUGUCUCAAGAACAUUUGUAAGUCAGACUGUUGUAGUUUGGAAGACUCACUAGUUUUAGAUUGCAGAAUGAUAGUCUGUGACUUGUCCAAGUUGACUUUAACUAAAGACGGACUGUCGAAGACAGGGCAUCCUUUAAAAAUGGGCUUGCCUAGUUGAGUCGCUUUAUCCUUUCCCCAAGGCUGCAGUCAGGAGGGACUUCCAUGCAGAGCCGGGGUGCAGUUCUUAGAGGUCUCUGGGUACCGGAUUAUACAUCCACCCAUGCAGGGCCACGUUAGGUUUGCUUGGGAAUUUUCUGAGUACAAUAGUUCAAAGCCGUUUCUUUGAUUCAGAAAAAUGUAGAAUUUAGAAUAUGACUUUGGAGUUGUGUUUUGGAUCGUUCUGAUCAGUAAGCUCUCCUUCAUUCUUGCCUGCUCAGGUGGCUGCUGAGCGUCUGUGCUUCGUUCAGUGUGCAUUGGAUGACACUGAGGUCGCUAAGACUAUAAAAGUGCACACAGACACCAGCACUUAUAUUUCCAUUCCAUGUUUAUUCUUCUCUGAGGUACAAAUAAGAGACACAUCAGAGAUUUUAAAAAUACAAAUAGAGGUUUUUUUUUUUCAAAAUUGGGAAUGUUCCCUCUCCAUUAUGUAGAGGUCCCCAAAGGCAGUGUUAUUAAAUGGCAAAGAAUAGUUAUAACUCACAUUAUGUUUUUGUGAAUGAACAAGGAAAAUGCUGUUUUCAAUCCAGUUGUUUGGAUUCCCACAAGUUUGAACGAGAUUAUGUUGUUUGAAAACACAAAGGAGCGUUACAGCGAUGGUGGCGUCUGCGGCUGGGUCGGGGGGAGCAGCUUGACACCCUCCUCUGCUGUCCUCUCGGCAACAGUCGGUCAACAAUGCACGUUGAUUGGGUGAAAGACGGUUCAUGUUUUCUAUUUCAUACCAAUGUUACCACAGCCAUGAGAUGAGCUUCCCGAGAACAGGCAUCCGUGUCACUUUUUAGUUUGCAAUAUUAAAUGGUGACUAUUUUAUUUAAAACUAGGAUCUGAUCACUGGAAAAUCAUUGCUUGGUGAUUUGUGAUUUGGGGCUUGGUUCAUUUCUCUAGGGACGUCUGUGUAUUUUGUAGGUGCGUGUACUACUGCGCUGCCCUGUGGUAUGUCACGGUUCUGUGUAAACGCCCUCCACGUGGCCCUCUCAUGUUGCAUGUUUUCAGUGGUUUGGAAGUUUUGUAUAUUUAUUGUAUUAAUGCAGAGUGUCAUAAAAUAAAAUAAUGUUUACUGGA
This is a messenger RNA of Grammomys surdaster, 3648 nucleotides long. RefSeq names its product secretory carrier membrane protein 1 (gene Scamp1). NCBI's taxonomy places the organism in Eukaryota, Metazoa, Chordata, Mammalia, Rodentia, Muridae. The transcript has 9 exons. The coding region runs from base 64 to 1080 and encodes 338 amino acids. Gene Ontology annotation, biological process: protein transport. The record is from RefSeq and is a predicted model, not a curated record. Gene Ontology annotation, cellular component: recycling endosome membrane; trans-Golgi network membrane.